CUGAACCAGCCAUGGUUCACGCUACAUCCGUGUGGGACUAGUGAGUGGAUGAAGAUGCUCUUUAGUAGGGACACAUCUGCAAUGGCACUUGGUGGAGUGGCUAUUGAUAGGUACAUGGUGUCUUGGUUCUCAGUUGUUUCGAAAGCUUUUGGUCUCCAACUUCCCCUUGAAAUGUUUGGUAGUGGUUAAGUUUUGGAAAUACUUUGGUUGAGUUUUAUGGCACAAAUUUCGUAAAAAGAAUUUUCACUUUAUUUCUCUCUUUUCAAAAAGGAAUCGAAAUUAGUCCGUAUCCGUUACCCUAUUUUCAAAACACCCAUAAUUUUUUUUAAAAAUUCCUUCCUACUUUUAAAAUACCCUCCAUCUCCCUCUUCUCUUCCUCCCUCCACUCUCCCCAACAAACACCACUCUCCGAGUCACUGGACGAGAUCGGAGCCCGAAUCGCCGAUUCCGACUUCAUCGCCGUUUCCUUACAGACGACCGGAGCUUACUCUUCUCCCUGGAAGCGUCAUCUCCCAUUCGACACCGCCGAAAUCGGUUAUCUCAAAGCCAGACACGCCGCCGAAAGGUUCCAGAUUCUUCAAUUCGCCGUUUGCCCUUUCUCCUUCUGGGCCUCCAAAGUCAUUGCUCACCCAUACAAUUUCCAUUUGUUCCCUCGGGAUGAGUUGAAAGUUGGGUUGCCUUCUUAUAGUUUUUCUUGUCAGCCAUCUUAUCUGGUGUCACUUGCACGUGAAGGCUUCGAAUUUAAUGCUUGCAUAGAUGAUGGCAUAUCAUACUUAUCCAGAGCACAAGAAGUAGCUGCAAAAGAUCAUAUUAGGAAUCCAUCAGCUCCCAGCUGUACAAUUUUAUCUCCACCAUCCCGAUCAGUGGCUGAUUCUAUAUUUGUAGAAAGGAUCAAAUCCCGAGUCAAACAUUGGAUAGAUGCUUGCAAUGAUUUGGGCAAGAAACCCGAAGUUCAUUGAGGAGAAUGAUCUCUGCAAUUGAAGUGCAUGGUUCUAGGCCCUGCUUGAACAUAGAUACUUGCAGUCAGAGACAAGUGAAUCUUGUGCUUGAGAAUGAACUUCAAGACAUAGGAAAGGAACAUAACAAGCGUAUUCGUGGCUUUCGUGAAGUGGUUGAACUGAUUGCCAGUUCUCAGAAGCCUGUUGUUGCCCACAAUUCAAUGAAUGAUUUUACAUUUAUUCAUUCAAAAUUCUUUGAACCAUUACCAUCAACCUUGGAUGAAUUUAGAAACUCAUUGGGCUCUGUCUUUCCUCACAUUCUUGAUGUGAAACAUCUUAUUAAGGAGCUUGGCUUUCAGAAGAAUUUGAAUAAUAUAUAUGUGGCUACAUCAUACCUCAAUAGCAGGUUUUUUGCCCCAGUACAAGUAGAGAGCACCCACCAAGCUGUGGCAUCCGAUGCAGACAAACUCAGGAGUCAAGGCCACAGUGUUGUAAAGAUAAGCGAGUUAUUCGCGAAGUUGUGCUUCAUUUUGAAAAUUGACCCAAAAACCCCUGGAGCCAUUGAAGAGGGCCAUCCCCAUUUGCCUCCGGCUCUAAAAUGCUACGCAAAUAUGUUCGAUUCUUGCUCAACCGGUUACCAGGGUUCUACUAAUGAAGAAGAAGAAGUUGGACUAUGGGCAAAACGACGCGAAAGAGCUAGCAGCAAAAACAUGGUCUUCCUGUGGGGAUUUCAGAGUGGGAUUUCUACUGGCCAGUUGAAAAGACUUCUGCACAGGAAACAUGUAGUCUUCGCUGGUGAAUUUGAUGUUCGGCUGGUGGAUGACAGCUGCGCAGUUGUUUUCUGGAAUCCGGGCUUCUCUGAAGCCCUCUUGGAAGCAAUGGAUGCUUUGGGAGAGGGAUGUUCUAGUAGCUCAUUGAAGGAGAUGGUGUCUGAAGGCAUUAGAGCUGCUAGUUAUGAUGCCUAUGUAAAAGUCUGCAAGUUAGAGCUAUGGAAACCAAACUUGGCUGAUUCUUUAGACUUGGCUUUGGAAGAAGAUGAGUCUGAAGAUCUCUCAGUGAUGCAUAAUGAUGAAAUGAUCUACCUGGAUGACCUCUAAGAAUUUCACCCUUCUCCCUACCCAUUUCCCAACCCGUCUCCCCAGUCGGCAGAAAGUCCCAAAUCCGUGUCGUUCUCUUCUCGGUCCUCACCAAUCGGCAAUCACCAUCUCACAUUCUCCCAGUUCCAGUUCCUGCGUUCUCAAGCCGACGCCAUUCACGCCAAGAUCUCAUAAUCACCAUCUCCGUCCCGGCGUCACCAAUCGGCGAUCACCAGAAACAAAACAUAUGAUAUAAUUCAAUCCCAAACAAUCAAAGAUUCACAAUUGUUAAUAUAAUAGGGUUUUGACAUAAAAUAAAUAUAGUAAUAAUAAACAUUUUUUAUGACGAAAGUAUCCUAAAAGCUUCCUCUAAUAUUCAUUUAAGCUCCAUCUCUUCAUUUCAUCUAGUCACUUCUAUCUUGAUUGUAGUUCACGUCCAAAGUGGAAACUAAACGAUAUCUCUCAUAUUGAGUCUUGAUCUGCAAAUGAAAAAAAAUAAAAUUAAUAAAAAAAAGGUAGUAAAUGACCAGAGCAACCAGAGAACGUAUAAAGCAAAUAGUGUAUAAAUUGAUUAGAGCAAACAUAGCACGUAUUGCUGCAGUUCUU
Cuscuta campestris is the source of this 2620-nucleotide messenger RNA. NCBI's taxonomy places the organism in Eukaryota, Viridiplantae, Streptophyta, Magnoliopsida, Solanales, Convolvulaceae. The record is from the annotation of a GenBank genome assembly.